UGCAUUACGGGAAAAGUCAACAGGAAAAGCGAGCAACGAGAAAAUUACAGGAAAAUUAUGCGAGUUCCCCACACAAUCUCGAAAAACGUCAUCGAGGCCUACAGAUGUUCGGGUCAGACUUUAUUGCUGGAACCCGAAAAUCGAAGCAUUCGUGCGGAGAAUGAAACAUGGGAUGAAUCACUUGUGUCUGACUUGAAAACUUUAGCACUCCGUGCUUUGCUGAAGUUGUGGCCUCACAUGCCUGUACUUGAAGAACUCCCCAGUCCCGUUGACAGGGAUGCACUUUUGGAACUCUUGCCAGCUGAUCUCCCCUUUGAAAUCAUUAUUCAGAAAAUACCGUAUGAGUAUUACUGGUCACGGGCCGCAAAAGCUAGGUGGGAGCAUAAUAAUCCGAAUGAACACGGUAACUCCUGGCGACGUCUUUAUUGCGAGCGUCAUCUCACUGAGUAUUUGGAGUCACUUGAGAAUGUUGAAUCUGAAAAAGAAGAGUGCGAGGCUCUUAUCAACCUUGUGCAGCCAUACGUCAGUACUCUCACCAUCCGCUCAUUGCAGCCAUCCAAAUAUCCGUUCAAGUGGUCGGGAGAUGACGAUGAGGAUCAGUGCACAGCCGCUGAUUUUCCGGUUCACCACAUCCCCAUGGAUGUCAUUGUACCGAAAUUGACUGAACUCCGGGAGUUGCGACUCAACUUCGGUAUGAUUUACAUGAAUGAGGGCUUCGAGUGGCGGGACUUUGAAUUUUCAGUGGAGGAUUGUCUGAAUCUUGGAAAAGGUAUAAAAAAUGCGAAAAAAAUGGAGAAGAUCCGUAUAACCCGGAGCAAUUUAGAUCAGCCGCGUGCAGCAGCAUUGCUCCAGGGGAUCGUUGUGAACAACAAUAUUCAAGUCCUGGAUUUAUCCCACUGCAAGCUAGAAGACACCGGUGCUCAUGCAAUCGGUGAAUUUUUGAAGAUGCACCGACGUCUGAAGGAACUAUAUUUAAUCAACAAUGACAUUCGCGCGGAUGGAGUAUCCGGAAUUGUUCAUGGACUUCUGCAGGAGUCGUCUACUCCUUUGAGACAUUUAGAUCUGAGACUUAAUCCACUGAGAGAUGAUGGAGGCACUCACAUAGCCGCACUGAUUCUACGAGUGAAACACUUGGAGAUAUUGAAUGUCAGUGGAUGUUGCUUGAAAACAGAAACUGGAAUGGCCUUGGCGGAAGUUAUCGCUUCCGGAUACACCAAAAUAUCGUCUUUACAGAUUGAUAUAUCAAAUAAUAAUAUGGGGCCCAUAGCUGGUGAAGCACUAGAUAUCGCUGUGAAAAGUUGUCCUCAGAUAAUAGGAUUGGAUGUGAGAAUGUGCAAUUUUUCGAAAGAGUCUGAGUAUUUAAUCAACGAAAGCGUUCAAAGGAACAAUGAGGAACUGACGAAGAAGAGGAUGAGGUCUGUACUUGAGAGUAAACGGAGUAUUUCUUUUAUUCCACUGCGAGCCAAGAGUCUUCUACCACCACCUGGUUUUGAAGAUCUCCAAAGGCCUCAGUAUGAUGUACCUUCCGACGAUGAAUUGAGGAAUUCAUUUUAUGCUGAAUUCGGUGAUGGAAGUUCGUUUGGAGGAGAACAGGCAGAAGCUGUCAUGGACCAAUCAAAUGUGUCUGAUGCAGAUGUAGAAUAA
Messenger RNA from Fopius arisanus, 1644 nucleotides. RefSeq names its product T-complex-associated testis-expressed protein 1. Bases 58 to 1644 code for a protein of 528 amino acids. Gene Ontology annotation, molecular function: protein binding. The transcript has 11 exons. The record is from RefSeq and is a predicted model, not a curated record. Lineage: Eukaryota; Metazoa; Arthropoda; Insecta; Hymenoptera; Braconidae.